AUGCCAGCCACAGAAGCCAGGCUCAGAAUCCCACGACCGGUCAAGUCUGGCACAGCCUCCACCAAGCACGGUCACGAGAAGCAUGCGAGGCUCGUCCCCUAUCCCCAGCCACGACACACUGAACACCCACACACCAUCCUGGCACAACAGCCCAUCCCCCUCCCGCACCCCGUGCUCAAUCACCGCACAAUGGGCUGCAUGAGCAGCACCCCCACAACCGGGCUCGGCGACAACGAGCCCGCCCGAUUCAGCGGCCAGCCCGCGACAGGCCACACCAGCAGCCACGGCGGCGCAUACGCCAUGGGCGGCCCCGGCGCCGCGGCCGGCACUCCCUACGGCGGGCACGGAGGCAGCUACGGGGGCGACUAUGGCGGCGGCGGAGGAGGUGACGGGGGAGGGGGCGGUGGAUGCUGA
Didymella exigua CBS 183.55 is the source of this 414-nucleotide messenger RNA. RefSeq lists its product as uncharacterized. Lineage: Eukaryota; Fungi; Ascomycota; Dothideomycetes; Pleosporales; Didymellaceae. The record is from RefSeq and is a predicted model, not a curated record. The coding region runs from base 1 to 414 and encodes 137 amino acids. The transcript is spliced from 3 exons.